This is a messenger RNA of Oryza brachyantha (malo sina), 2216 nucleotides long. Its product is annotated as protein NRT1/ PTR FAMILY 2.11-like. Gene Ontology annotation, biological process: transmembrane transport. The transcript is spliced from 2 exons. The coding region runs from base 219 to 1976 and encodes 585 amino acids. Gene Ontology annotation, cellular component: plasma membrane. Gene Ontology annotation, molecular function: transmembrane transporter activity. NCBI's taxonomy places the organism in Eukaryota, Viridiplantae, Streptophyta, Magnoliopsida, Poales, Poaceae. The record is from RefSeq and is a predicted model, not a curated record.
UGUAUGUAUAUAUAUGUAUAGCCGGAAGAGGAGGUCACUGCGUUCUUCUUCACUCCUCCCUCCUUCCUUCCUUUCUUUCCUACUAGCUUAGCCAGGAGCAGGAGUACUUACCUCUUGCAUAAAUAAUUGACAAAUUAAUUAAUUCUACAGCUUAUAGUAUAUAUUUAGUAGCUGGCUAGCCUCUGCCAGAUCGCCCGCCGGCGGCCGGCCCGAGAUCGAUGGAGGUCGAAGCCAUGUUGCCGCCGUCGCAGGAGCAAAGAAAGCUGGUGCCGGACCAGCUGAAGCAGAAGCAGCAGCACAUCUCCGGCGUCGGCGUCGGCGUCCGCUACCACGGAUGGAAGGCCAUGCCGUAUGUCAUAGGGAACGAGACAUGCGAAAGGCUGGGGACGAUCGGCACGACGGCGAACCUGCUGGUGUACCUGACGACGGUCUUCCACAUCCCCAGCGUCCGCGCCGCCACCCUCCUCAACGUCUUCUCCGGCACCACCAACCUCGCCCCUCUCCUCGGCGCCUUCCUCUGCGACGCCUACCUCGGCCGCUACGCCACCCUCGCCGCCGCCUCCUUCACCUCCUUCCUCGGCAUGCUCCUCCUCACGCUCACCGCCGCCCUCCGCUCCCUGCACCCGCCGUCCUGCACCUCCUCCUCCUGCCAGGGCCCCACGCACUCCCAGCUCGCCGCGCUCCUCGCCUCCUUCGCCUUCCUCGUCCUCGGCGCCGGCGGCAUCCGCCCCUGCAACCUCGCCUUCGGCGCCGACCAGUUCGACCCGGGCACCGCCGCCGGCCGCCGGGGCAUCGCCAGCUUCUUCAACUGGUACUACUUCACCUUCACCAUCGCCAUGAUGGUGUCCGCCACGCUCAUCAUCUACCUCCAGAGCAACAUCAACUGGGCGAUCGGCCUCGCCGUGCCCACCGCGCUCAUGGGCCUCUCCUGCGUCCUCUUCUUCAUGGGCACGCGCCUCUACGUCCGCGUCCGUCCCGACGGCAGCCCUUUCACCAGCUUCGCCCAGGUGCUCGUCGCCGCCACGCGCAAGAGGCGCCUCCCUGCGCCGGCGCCCGCCGACGACCUGUUCGACCCGCCGCACCGGAGCAAGCUGGUGGCCAAGCUCGCGUACACGGACCAGUUCCGGUGGCUGGACAAGGCGGCGGCGGUGACAGCGGAGGACACGGUGGUGGUGGGGCCGGACGGGAGCGCGGCGGCGGCGAACCCGUGGCGGCUGUGCACGGUGCAGCAGGUGGAGGAGGUGAAGGUGCUGGCGCGGAUCGUCCCGGUGUGGUCGACGUCGAUCGUGUACUUCGUGGUGCUGACGCAGCUGGGCACGUACACGGUGUUCCAGGUGAUGCAGUCGGACCGCCGGGUGGGGCGGUCGGGGUUCGAGGUGCCGCCGGGCUCCAUGGUGGUGUUCAACAUGCUGGCGCUGACGGCGUGGCUGCCGGUGUACGACCGCGUGGUGGUGCCGGCGCUGCGGCGGGUGACGGGGCGGGAGGACGGGAUCAGCCAGCUCCAACGCAUCGGCUUGGGGCUGGCGCUGUCGGUGGCGACGAUGGCGAUGGCGGCGGCGGUGGAGCGACGGCGGCGCGGCGUGGGGUCAGGGUCGUCGUGGGCGUGGAUGGUGCCGCAGCAGGCGAUGGCGGGGCUGUCGGAGGCGUUCGCGGCGAUCGGGCUGAACGAGCUGUGCUACAAGGAUUCGCCGGAGAGCAUGAGGAGCGUGGCCGGGGCGCUGUCGCCGCUGGGGCUGGCGGUGGCGAGCUACGCGAGCGGGGCGAUGGUGACGGCGGUGCAGUCGGGGACGGGGUGGCUGGCGCAGGACCUGAACAAGGGGCGCGUGGACCUCUUCUACCUCGUGGUGGGAGCCAUGGCGGCGGCCAACCUGGGCUACUUCGUGGCUUGCGCCUUCUGGUACAGGAGCAAGAGGACGGACGGCGGCGGCGGCGAGCUUGAAAUGGAGUUCGACGGCGGCGCGCCGGCCAUGGCGUGAUCGAGCGUGACAUGCAGACAGCUCCAUGCAUUGCAUUGCAUGGUGUCCAUGAAACAAAUUCUCACUUGACUACUACUCACUAUAUAUACGAGUCCUACCGACAGUAUGAAAAUGAAACAUAUAUACAUCUUCUCUACCUAAAAAUGUGCAGCACGAAUCGAUCCGGUUUAUAUGUAAAUGCAGGGGUGAAUGAAGCUGCAAGAAGAAAACAAAGAGAAAACCGAGUAUAUAUAUAAUUUC